Clarias gariepinus (North African catfish) is the source of this 3581-nucleotide messenger RNA. Its product is annotated as glutamic acid-rich protein-like. Lineage: Eukaryota; Metazoa; Chordata; Actinopteri; Siluriformes; Clariidae. The transcript is spliced from 2 exons. The record is from RefSeq and is a predicted model, not a curated record. The coding region runs from base 938 to 2881 and encodes 647 amino acids.
AAUUCUGUUGUGAUGGUCUUGAAUUGUAACAUUUUACAAGUAGGGCUGCCUUCAAUUAACAAGUAGUGUUGAUUGGAAGAGUGGAUAUAAGAAAUACUGGUAGGUAGGGUGUGUGAUUGUGUAGGUGCGUGCAUGCGUUGGCAUGGAACAAGUAACCGUGUACUACAAUAUACCUAGGUACCGUGGUAAUAUGUAGUAUACAACUACGGUGUGAAAGGAAAUCUCGUGGAUACCGCUAUCAUCAUGAUACCAUAUUGAAGCAGACGUGGCUGUGGGUGAAUCAGGAAACGGCACACCGCAGCGCACACGAAUCACAUGCACCACGAACAUUGAGAGAAGAAAAUCUCCAGUGACAAGCAAGGGGAACAAUUUGGCCGACCAACUUGGACGCCUGGUUGCUGAGGGAGAAGACUUCACAUAGUAACAUUUAAAUUGUUUUAUAUGCAUAUAUACAUAAUGUAGGACGACGACUACUACUGAUAGACUUAUUACUGAAAUAUAAAUCUGUAAUUGUGCACGAAUAUAUGGUAAAAUCAACCAGCUAAGGAAAAGCGGAACAAACCGCUCGCAAACUUCUGUAAAAAUGUGUGUUAGAUCUUAAUUUAGAAACAUCUAAGAGGCGGAAUAGAGGAAACACGUGAGGAAACUGCAAUGAAGCGCCAUUGAUGUAGUCUUUACUGCUAUGUUAUAAUUUUCUAUGGCGCCAUCUAGUGUACCAUAGAAAAAAUUGCAAAUCAUUGUUGAAUUCAAAAAAGGGACUUGCUUUCAUGGUGUGGAUGACAGAGGAUACUGUUACUAACAAAGGAAUAAAUAUAUUGUCAUUUUUUCCAGUUUUCAAUAAAAAUUAGAAGGAAAAAAAAAAAAAAAAAAAAAGGUCCAGUAAACUUCAGUAACAAGAGUAAUAAUUAACUUAGAUUGUUUAAAUAAUUAAAUUAGAAUGGAAAAACCAGUAGAAAUCAUAGUUGAGCAACACCGUCUACUCGAAAAAGAGAUCAGAAAAUAUAUGAAAAAAUGGCAUGAUAAAACAAAAGGAUAUUCAAACCAAUGGCCUACUGAUGGGUCGUUUAACAUAGAAACAUGUACCCAAUUAAGGCAAAAGAUCAUAAGCUGGGGAGCGGAAAAAAAGAAAAAAGAAAUGGAAGAAAAACUCAAACUUAAGUUAAUGAUAAUAGAUUAUUUUAAGGAAGAAGGACAACGAAGGCAGAAAAGGCAACAAGAAAAAACUGAACAACAAAUGAUGAACAUGAUAUUAAAAAGAGAAAAGGAAAUCAAGGAAAAUGAACAAAAGAACAAAGCCAAACAUGAAGAAACUGAAAUUCAAGAUGGAGAGGAAGAAACAUUUCCGCCACCACCAGAGAUGUGCAUGAGGCCACCACCCUAUAACACUGAACAGCCCCAGGAGAAUAAAGUGUAUCCUACUAUCCCUAUGAUGGGAGUAACAACAAUUGAAGAUGAAUGGACAAACGUAGAAUUACAAGUUAAUGGUACGCUGAAAGGAUUAGCACGGUCAAAGGAGCAGGAACCAAAUCUAAUGUCAGCUGGCAGAGGAGCUGGAAGAAGAGCUCAAUCUUCAACCCCAGGUUCAAAAAAUAUUGCAGAAAAAAGGUUACCAAGUGAAGAAAUCUCAAUUUUCCCUGAAGAGCAGUCAUGGAAAAACAUGAUGAAUAAAAAUGCUCAGACAUACUGGAAUGAAUACCCGAGCACUAGUUCACCACGAAGGCAAGGAACCGAAGACACUAAAAUGAAACCUCGAUGGGUCUCAUGUCCUGGUGAAAGUUCAUGCCUGAAAAAAGAACUACCUAUCCCUCAGCAAGGUGAAACAAGCACAAGACCAAAGAGUUUUGCCCAUACUCGUUCCGAGUUGGAAGAGAGAAAGAAUAUGACAGAAAACAAUCAGGGAAAAUUAGUCAAGCUAGAAGGAGAAGUGAAGAUAACUCCACUAGAAGAGGAAGAUAAGUUACUUCAUGGAGUCUUUGAAGAUCUUAAUGGAAGAAACACUACCGACUUAACAAGACAAAUACGACGGAUAGAGACACAAAAAGAAGCCCUUAAAGAAAGUCAAAGCCUAGUAAAAGUUUUAAAUGAAAUGGCAGACAGUAUUAAAAAUAUAACUCGACUAAAUGCAACGCAAGAACAUAGCUGGACUGCAACCAAGGAAGUAUCAGAACCUAAUAACAGAGAAGGUGCAAAUGAAGACCCACAAAGAAGAGAGAAGCUCCCACACAGCUUAAGGGCACAAAAUCAUGACUCAAAUGUAACAAGCCUCAUAGAGAUAGAUAUGGAGGUGGAAGGGGAAAAAGCCAUUCAAACUACUAGAGCACUGAGAGACAGAUCCACUCUGAGACAACCGGAUCGAUACAGCAGUACAACACUCGCUUGCUUUCAACACGAAAGGUGCCGAAGAGAAGAGGAAAGGAAAAGACAAGUGGAUGAAGAUGAACCUACAGCCUCUUCAUCCCAGUGUCCACUAAUAGUAAAAGGAACAGCACUACACUAUGUGCCAUGGAGCUUUAUGGAUGUGACUGGACUCAUAAGUAGACUUCCAGACCUAUGCGAGGGGGCACAGAGAUGGAUCACCCAAUUUGAAGAAAAAACAAUGGGCCACCAACUGGCCCUUGGAGACAUCAAGGCCAUAUUAGGUCAAACUAUCGGGAAAAAUAAAACCACUGAAGUUUUGCAAGAAGCUGGAAUGCCACCUGAGGCCGAAGAUGCUAGAUAUGAUCAUUACCCACUGGGACCCAACAGAAAUGCAAUCUGGGGAGCCCUAAGGAAAAUGUACCCAACAAAGAUGGAUCCAGGACGAUUGGAAACUAUUAAACUGGCUGAAGAAGAAAAUGUAGUUAAGUUCAUACAAAAUUUCCAAGAUGCUUGGAGAGAAUGAUGUUGAAGAAAACUUUGCCACUCUCAGUGCAGGAGAAAUUGGAUGGAGUGAUCGGCCUCAACACCAUGGCCUGGAAAACCUUCCAAGCCCACAUAAUCCAUUUUGUCAAUCAAUAUCGAAAGGCAAAACUCGAAGCGAAAGAAAUGUCAAAUAAUUUGAUGACACAAUUGUGUAAAUCGCAACUGGGAGAAAUAGUUAGAAACAAACAAGAAGAAAAAGAAAAGAAAAAAGAAAAAGAAGCGGCUACCAAGCAGGCUGCACUUAUGGUAAAUCCCCAACCAACCUCCCCACCCGUGACUCAGCCUUAUCAAAACAACCCCCCAAUGCAAACAAUGACUUCAUUUACGCCAAGAUAUCGAAUGACAAGACCACCCCAAUAUGGCAGAGGCAGAGGAAGAGGAUGUUGGGCCUGUGGUGAUUUACGCCACUUUAGAAGAGACUGUCCCCAUGUUCAAUUUUUAUGGGGAGACAGAGUGGAAAGAGCUGAGCAACAAGGUCAAACAUUGGGACCCCGAGGACCUCGAGGACCGCAGACAGCCCAAAUGUCCCCGCCAUUGCCAGCUACACAACAAUCUGGCUGGUCAGAUACAUGGAAGGGCCAAAACCAACCAAACCAAAGACAUGAUCAACUACCUCCACCAAUUCAAAGUGGACAAUGGGAAGGCCCCUCAGAAGGCCAAAACCCCAAUUAUUGAGGAUG